AAGGAAUUAGGACAUCGGGGAGUAACCGUGGAAAUCUCACGGCUAAAGUGAUGGAUGUGCUGUUUACUUUUAUGCUUAGCUUUCAAUCACGUCCGCGCGUAUCCUUUCUGAGAAUCUGUAUUUAGUGCUUGUAAGCAAAGAGCCGAUCUGACGUCAGGCUCGCAUAGCAGCAGACUGGUCCCUAAACACCCGCCCACAUUCACCCAAAACACAAAGCAGCCCCUUCUCUCCAUCUAAAAGCGACUGGUCUUCGAGUCUUCGAGAAGCUGAAGCGAAGCUCAUGCACCUCAAGCAAACUGGAAAUCUAACGCAGUUGACUGCAGUCGUGCUGCUGUCGGACCAUGGAGCACUUCCAUUACACAGACGUCGUCGGGCAGAUUUGAAAGGCAUCGGCCGAGAUGCACCGUGGCUGCUGUUACCAAGCGCCGAUCUAUAGUGAUACCGGCCGGGUUUUAUCAUGGUUUUCAGACGGUCAGCUCGGAGAAUGCGGUGGCUUGGGUGUUAUCGGUUGGGGCCCCUGUGGAAAGCACUCCUGGUAUUUGCUGUCAUCGCUUUUGCGGGACAACUUCUGGGAGUCAUCUUCAACAAGAGCUGGAUGCAGCCAGAGAGACCUCACUCCCUCUACGCUCUUCCCUCUGAUAAUUCCCAAGGGGACUCUCUGGGGUCUUGCCAGCCCCACACCCACAUCAUGUUCCUGAAGACUCACAAGACAGCCAGCAGCACCGUUCUUAAUUUGCUCUAUCGCUUUGGAGAGGAGCGGGGCCUUAAAUUUGCCCUGCCCAUGGGGUACCAAUUUGGCUACCCAAUGUCCUUUAACGCCCAGAGGGUGAAAGGAUACAGAGGCCCUCGUGUGGCAGAAUUUGACAUUAUGGGAAAUCAUAUGCGGUUCAACAAACCAGAGGUUGAGAAGGUCAUGCCAGCUGACACCUUUUAUUUCUCCAUCCUUCGAGACCCUGUGGCGCUAGCUGAAUCCUCCUAUGCCUACUAUAAAAAUGUUGCCCCUGCCUUCAGGCGUGCCAAAGGACUGGGUGAUUUUGCAGACAACCCUUAUAAGUACUAUGACCCCAGACUCCGAAACAACCAUUAUGCCCGCAACCUGAUGUGGUUUGAUUUUGGUCUGGAUCAUACCUCCAACUUCAGCCUCGCGCUGGUCAAGCGCGGUGUGGCAGCAGUGCGUCGGAACUUCAAGCUCAUCCUUAUCUCAGAGUACUUCGACCAAUCUAUGGUGCUGCUCCGUCACGCUCUUUGCUGGCCACUAGAUGCUGUGGUUUCUUUUAGCCUGAACGCCAGGCAGCACAUUCCCACCGGAAGAUCAGGAUGGGUGGGCAAGGCUGCAGCUCCAGCUCCUUUGGCAUUAACAGACAAGCAAAGAUCGAAAUUACGUGAAUGGAAUGCACUAGACUGGCACCUUUACCAAGCUUUUAAUCUCACUUUCUGGCAGGACGUAGAGCGCUUCGGGCGUAGUCGGAUGGAGUCUGAGGUGGCUCUGCUUAGGACCAAACGGGAGGUUCUCACUCGCAUCUGCCUGCGUGAUGGCGGCCGCCCCAUAGAGGCCAGUCGCAUCCGGGACAAGACCAUCCGCCCUUUCCAGAGUGGAUUAGUGAAGAUCUUGGGUUACGAGUUGCGGUCGGGACUAGACAACGCCACGUGGGAAGCUUGCCUACGCAUGAUCAGGCCUGAGAUCCAAUACAAAGACUUACUGGAUCUUCGGCAGUUCCCUCGAGCCCAACAACCCCCAGCCGCUGGAGGGCUUCCAGUAAAGAGGGAACCCGCAAUACUCAGGACUGAAGACCGUGGGGGAAAGAGGUUGGUGGAGAAGGACUGGGAUGGGACCAUUCUGUUUCGGAAUCAAUCAUUAGAGCAGGUUGAUUCAAAAGUAAGACUUAGAUAGUGAGCUAGUUGCACCUUUUUGCCUCAAGGUCAGUAGUUCUGACCCAUUUUGGCUCCACGGGCCUCUGUGCUGCACUACUAUAGGAGAAGGGAUAUCCAAGACAUGCAACACAUGACUUUGUUAUUGACUCUUCCUUCCUCCAUCUUGCCCUUCUACACUCUAUUUUAUACAACACAAGGUUUCAGAGUGAAGAAGAGGUUGCAUUGGCUGGAGUGAUACAAUGGUACUAACAUGCCAGAUGGUGGCUAAAUGCACAAACUCAUGUGAGUUUGAUAUUGGGUAGAAGUGAGAAAAUGCUGCUUCCCUGUCCAUGACGAGCCAUGGUAUGAUACAAAAAACUUAGCACUGCAUGUUAUGUAAGUGGUUGCAGUGUAUCAAACAAACUGCUAAAAGCCCACUUUAAAAUAGGUAAAGUAUCUUUGGUAUGUUAGCGUUCAAAAGUUUGGGGUCAAUAAGAUUCGUUUUGAAAGAGCUAAAUUUCAUUCAGCAGGGAUGCAUUAAAUAAAUAAGAAGUAACAGUAAAGACAUUCAUUAUGAUAUUCUAUUUCAAAUAAAUUAUGUUCUUUUGAACUCAAAUAAUCUUGAAAAAAUGAAUUUGAAAACUGGAGUAAUAACUACUGAAGCUCAGCAUUGCCAUUGCAGGAAUAAAUUACAUUCUAAAAUAUAUUACAAUAGAAAACAGUUAUAUUACAUUGUAAUAAUAUUUCACAUAACUGUUUUUACUGUAUUUUUGAUCAAAUAAAUGCAUCCUUUGUGAAAAACAAGACAUGAAUAAAGUAUUGCCAAUCCCAAACUUCUAAAUGGUCGUGCUGGUGUACAUCCAGUGUCACUACCAAAAAUUUAGGCUUGUGCAUCCAAUGAAAUAACAGUUUGAUAUUGCAAAUGCAUUUGAAUUUGAUUAUAGUACUAACACACGAUGGAUAUCCAUUUGCUGCAUGAUGAAAUUCCACAAAAGUGCAAUCACAGACCCUUUAUAUCCAUUUAUAUGGGUAAUUGUUCAAUAGGAAUCUUGACAGUGUUUUUUUUAAAGAGGAAUUCAUUGCAAACUUUUGAUUUCUAUGCCACACACAUUUUUAGUGACACAUUAUAAGCUAAUACGACUCCCAUGGUUCUGUAAGAACAACAUCUCCAGUUUUUAACACUGUGAAAUAAUAUGACCAUUCAUAAAGGGCAAAAUGGGCUGUAGAUUUGUAUUUACCAACCUCAAGUGAUUGGCCAUUGCACUUCCUACAACAGUCUGUUUACUUCUUGAUGUUUGCUAGAGGUUGAUAUUUUAGCUUUUUAUUUUGAUGUUUUGAAUAAACAUCAAAUCUAAAAAAAAAAAAAAAAAAUCAAUAGAUGGUGAAUGUUCAUUGGCAUGGUAAAUGCUGUAAUUUCUGAGGCCUGUCAUAGACUUUUAAUGAUCAGAACUCCACCUGAAAUUCCAAAACUCAAUGGUUAUUUUGCCUUACAGUUAGUACCUUUGUGAAGCAGUGCUUUACUAUCAAAGCUUGCUGUAUUUAUUAUGCUUUUGUAUAAAUUUCUCUGUGUAUCUUCUGCAUUUAUACUCUCAGACUAAAAUGUUUUUUCCUCUUAUUGUGAGUGCUGAGAAAACGUAGUGUAGAAAUUUGACUGGAAUGCACUGUGCAAAUUUCCCCAUGUAUGAACAGCCAGCUUUUUGUAUGCAGAUUUCAAUGCACAGAGCAAGAUGACAUCUAACAUUACCAAUGAAUUUAUUUCCUCUGUUCUAAGGCAGACGGUAUUGAAAUGAAGAAAACACUAGUAUGGUCACUGUUGCGUGCCUAUUCAUGUGCAUCUUUUAUUGUAUAGUUAGGAUUUAUAUGCAUGGCUAUAGUUAGCAAUCAUUUCCUUGUGGUAUUGAUAAACAACUGCAUAAUUUGACUUGCAUUUUUAAUACCCCAUUCCAUUCUAGUUUGGAUUGUACUAUUGCCAGUUAAUUAACAGUCUUUAUCUUUCACUUUUUCUAUUCACAGUAGCUUCUGUGUUUGCCGCUCACAUGAAUUAGUUAUUGAUGGGGCUAAAAUCAGAAAAACAGUUAUUCAGAUUUUAAACAACAACUAUGAAAUUUUGCUUUCAGUGAACAUGAAGUAAUAUAUCAUGUAUUAUAUUUUACAAAAAAGACAUAAUUUGAAAGUCAAUGAUCCAAGACAAUGAUCCAUUUUGAUCAUACCUUUUUCUCUUUAUAAACUGUGUUGUUGGCGGAUUAAAAAGAAAACAAUAAUGCUAUUACUGUGAAUCGUGUUUGAAGAAAUUCACAGUGAAUUGAAUUUAAGCAUUGAUUUCCUGUGAAGCUUGAGAUAUAUAGCUUUUACAUUCGUUCAUCUCAUUUUAGAGAAAGCUCUAAUGAGUCUGGCAAUAUUGUGCUGUAAUACCUGCAUGUCAUACAAAUCAGUUGGUUCAGUGUCUUCAUGACUGCUUAGGUAGAUUAACUGUGGUACUGCAAUUUAAAGAUAAACCAAAGAGGUACUAAUGUUUCUGUGCUUGGAAUCUUGAUAUAUCAAAAAUUGGCACAGUUUUUCAUUACAUUCGUUGACCAGAAAAUUAAUUCAGAAGGAAUGCAAAUGUGCAAACGCAGGAAAAGAAAUGGGUAGUAGUUUAAUUAAAAAUGUGCUCUCCAAAUGAGAAAAAUGCCAUUUGCAAGUCAGUAUCAGUCAGUUUUAUUUCAGCUGGAUAAGUAAACUCCUUCACAUUCGUUCUCUUCUGCACUUUUAAGACUAUAAUGCGAUUCACGUGAUGUUUCUGUGUUUUUUUUUCAAACCUGUUUACCAUAUUUAUUAUUUUUCUCUGUUACUUGAAUAUAUAGGGAAACCUCUGUAGAUAUUUGCGUGUCAUGAACCUGAUUUUGGUUUACUUGUAUGUAGUAAAAUAAAACUUUUAC
This is a messenger RNA of Onychostoma macrolepis, 4769 nucleotides long. It is a transcript of the gene gal3st4, whose product is annotated as galactose-3-O-sulfotransferase 4. The transcript has 4 exons. Gene Ontology annotation, cellular component: membrane. The record is from RefSeq and is a predicted model, not a curated record. Lineage: Eukaryota; Metazoa; Chordata; Actinopteri; Cypriniformes; Cyprinidae. Gene Ontology annotation, molecular function: galactosylceramide sulfotransferase activity. The coding region runs from base 458 to 1891 and encodes 477 amino acids. Gene Ontology annotation, biological process: glycolipid biosynthetic process.